UUAAAAAAUUUGCACAAAAACAACAAAUCUCUGAAUCGCGACAGGAAAGGAUAAUGAACAUUCAGAAAGGGUAAUGAACAUUCACUCGGGCAAACCUUCUAACUUUAUUAUUGGGCAAAAAAGCCGAGAUGAUUUCCUUCAUUCACUCAUGUCUCCGAAGUUCAGUUUAGCUGUCAGCUGUCCUUGUUUUCCAUUACGUACUUCCUAGGUCGGAGUGAGAUUAUGGAAAUAAUGGAUAUUCUUUGACCUAAGGGAGGCCGGGAAAGUCUGAAAGAGGAAGAUUGAGUCGAUCAGUUUUUGGUGAAUUUAUUUUAUUUCAAGUAAAUAGUGUAAAAUUAACAUGCCAGCAAUUUCGUAGUUUUCUGCAUUAUGGAGAAGGCAGCGUCCCUGGAAAACACGAGUGAACCGACACUUACCGUAGGUGUUGCCCAUUGAACAUGGUCAAGCAGGAGUGGGACAAUUUUGAUGAUCUGGAAUCAAACAAUGGCGCGGCAGCCACGGAAGAAGAAGAUUCAGCGCUAGCGGAGCAGGGAGAUGAGGCGAGAGCGGAGGAAGAAGAGCUGGCGGAGGGCGCGCACGCCCCUUCGGGAGAGGAGGGGGGUGAAGAGGCGACGGUGAAAGAGGAGGUGGAGGAGAGCGUCUCCUCCGCGGAAGCGGGCGAGCUUGCUCCUGCU
Molecule: messenger RNA, 674 nt
Organism: Gryllus bimaculatus (two-spotted cricket)
Lineage: Eukaryota; Metazoa; Arthropoda; Insecta; Orthoptera; Gryllidae
Source: the annotation of a GenBank genome assembly